CCAGGUGGAUAAACAAACAGCUGUCCCUGAUCUCCCGUGUCCCAAGAGCCAAGGCUGAAUGACCAUUUAUGUCGUGGUUUUCUCCCUCCCGGCUGCCAUUCCCGGAAGCCGGCAGUAUUCCAAACGGCUGUAGCACUCAAUAUAGCCGGCGCUUAAAGUUCGAACAUUUUAUGAGGGGGCAUAUAAUGAUUUCGACAACUUAGAGCCCGAGAUAGAAAAAAAAGGAAAGCCGAAGUAACCAUGGCAACCGGACAAAGGGGGCGGUGUUGAGGAGGAAGGGAAGGGGCGGGACCGAGGCGCGUUUGCUUUACGGCCUUUUGCGUCGAUUUAGUGGCGGGAAAAGCGACCCGUUCUGAGGCACCGUUGGCAAAGCCGUUCUGCCUUGCUGCCCCUUUCCCUGUCCUGCGUGGGUGCUGUUUGUGCCAGCCAGCAAUGGAGAAGCAGCCCGAGGAGAAAGCCACCGGCGAGCUCGCGGACUCCGGAGGAGAAGGCGGGCAGCCGCAGGCCGCCGGCGCCCAGGAGGCGCACAAAGAGGACCAUAUGACCCUGCUGCUCAGGUUGAGAGCACAGACAAAACAACAACUCUUGGAAUAUAAAUCAGUGGUUGAUGCAAAUGAAGAAAAAACUCCAGAACAACUCAUGCAAGAAAAGCAAAUCGAAGCUAAAAUUGAAGGCCUGGAAAAUGAAGUUGAAGAGGCGAAAAUUGCUUUUGAAAUAAAAAAUCUUGCAUUAGACAGGAUGCAACUUUCAGCUGCACUUAAAAAUACCCUGGAGAAAACUGACUUCAAGACUAGUUUGCUCAUGGAUAACAUGAAACAUGUAUUAGAGCUAAAUAAGUUAAUAAUGACAUCACAGCAGGAAUCUUGGGACUUAGAGGAAAAACUGCUCGAUAUUAGAAAGAAGAGAUUGCAAUUAAAACAAGCUUCAGAAAGUAAGCUUUUCGAAAUACAGACUGAACAGAACAAACAGAAAGAUGAUUUGGACAAUAUGGGAAAUUCGGACAAGAUAAAGGCCAUACGAAAAAACCUAGAGCGGGAGAUACAAAUUACUACAGUUAUUCAAAAUGUGUUCCAGAACCUCAUUUUGGGGAGUAAAGCCAACUGGGCAGAGAAUCCUGCCUUAAAGAAAACUGUUCUGCAGUUUGAGAAGAAUCUUGCCAUGAUCUAAUAAAACUUCUAUUUUAGCUUUUUUUUUUAGUCUUUGAUAUGUCAUUUAAAUAGCAAAUUUCAAGUGAAAUGUAUUUUCAGUAUUUUUGGAACUGUUCAAUACUGCAUCUUUUUUUUUAAUCUUGAAUUAUCACUAUAAUAUGGAAUCUCUUG
Molecule: messenger RNA, 1319 nt
Organism: Loxodonta africana (African savanna elephant)
Lineage: Eukaryota; Metazoa; Chordata; Mammalia; Proboscidea; Elephantidae
Gene: CENPH
Product: centromere protein H
Exons: 9
Coding region: 433-1167 (244 amino acids)
Biological process (GO): kinetochore assembly; mitotic spindle organization; chromosome segregation
Cellular component (GO): nucleus; kinetochore
Molecular function (GO): kinetochore binding
Source: RefSeq, a predicted model, not a curated record